Molecule: messenger RNA, 4722 nt
Organism: Hemicordylus capensis (graceful crag lizard)
Lineage: Eukaryota; Metazoa; Chordata; Lepidosauria; Squamata; Cordylidae
Gene: ATXN2L
Product: ataxin 2 like
Exons: 23
Coding region: 915-3986 (1023 amino acids)
Biological process (GO): cytoplasmic stress granule assembly
Cellular component (GO): cytoplasmic stress granule
Molecular function (GO): RNA binding
Source: RefSeq, a predicted model, not a curated record
GGCGCAGAGCGAAGCCCCGCCCUCCACCAGGGACUCAUUGUGCAGCAACUGGAUUGACUCCUUCUCGUCCGCGCGGGCCAGCGGGAUCCGUAUCUCCCCUCCCCCUGCUCAACAAACGAGCACGCUCCCUGUAAGAAGCAGAAACCGACCAGGCCGGCCCUGCGACUACGGCGGCAGCGGCGGAGGGGGUUUGAAACCGUUCGCGUCGGGGCCCUCAACGCCAACAUCACCACUUCCCCCUCCCCCUCUUCUCUUUUCUACUUCUCUUCUCCCCCUCCCCUGCGCGAGCUGGAGAGUCGCCUCGAGGCCUCUCAACUCGGCGCUGCCUCUUGAUUGGCUCUAGCGCUCGAGACUUUUAACUUCUUUUCCUCCUCCUCCUCUUCCAGAAGAGCGCGCGCAAGCUUCGAGGGCUAAGCGGCCAAUAGGAGCGCGCCUCGCUUCUCAGGGGUCCGGUCGGGUCCAGGCCCCGCGCUCUUCUUUUAUUUUUCUUCUUUUCCCUCGCGCGCGCACGCAGAGGCGAAGCGUGAGCGAGCGCGGUGGGAGUGGAUUUCUUUUUCUUCUCCCCCCCCCAUCUCUGGUCUUCACCCCUCCCCGCGACUGCCGGCCUGCCUGCCAGUUUCCCCUUCCGGGCCAACAAGAGCGGCGGCUGAAGCGCUACCGAGGCGGCCGCGCGCGCCUUCACCGGUUUGUCGUUUCCUCCCCGCCGCCUUCCGUUCCUUUUUUCCUCCCUCCGCCUCAGGCUGCGCAAAAGCCGGAGCGCGUGCGUGCGGGAUCGCGCGCGCUAGGAGGCUUGGCCCUUCGGCGCUCCCUUAUUCCUACUCCCGCUCAACAGCCUCGCGCGCGUGCUGUGGGGGGGGGCGCGCGUUUUUGUAUUUUGAGCCCGCGGUGUCCGGCUCUGUCUCGCCGCCACCGCCAUGUUGAAGCAGCCGCUGCCGCCACCCUCUCCUCAGCCUGCUUCUCCCGCCUCGGGCCCUCCGCCGCCCACCACGCCGACGCCGCCUCCCCCGGCCGUAGCAGCUGCCACCGCAGCCAUCGUCGCCGCCUCCCGCAAGACCAACCCGCCCAGCCCCAACGGUAGCCUCAGCCCCGGGGCCGCGGGUGGAGCCCGAGCCGCAGCGGUGGCGCCCCCCGGCAGUGGCGGGGGAGGUCCCCCCGGAGGAAGCGGCACCAGGGGCCAGAGCACAGGCAAAGGACCUCCACAGUCUUCUGUCUUUGAGGGUGUCUAUAACAAUUCUCGAAUGCUGCACUUCCUGACAGCAGUUGUGGGCUCCACAUGUGAUGUGAAGGUGAAAAGUGGAAGUACCUAUGAAGGGAUUUUUAAAACCCUGAGCUCCAAGUUUGAAGUGGCUGUGGAUGCUGUGCACAAGAAGGUGCCUGACCAGUCAGUGGGGCCCAGAAGGGAAGAUAUUGUAGACACUAUGGUCUUCAAACCUUCUGAUGUCAUGCUGGUGCACUUCCACAAUGUUGACUUCAACUAUGCCACCAAAGAUAAGUUCACAGAUUCUGCCAUUGCCAUGAAUUCCAAGGUGAAUGGGGAGCACAAGGAGAAGGUGCUACAACGCUGGGAAGGGGGAGAUAGCAACAGUGAUGAUUAUGACUUGGACUCUGACAUAUCUAAUGGCUGGGAUCCAAAUGAGAUGUUCAAGUUCAAUGAAGAAAACUAUGGUGUGAAGACCACCUAUGACAGCAGUCUCUCCUCUUACACGGUACCUCUUGAAAAGGAUAACUCAGAGGAGUUCCGGCAGCGGGAGGCCCGGGCUGCCCAGCUGGCUCGGGAGAUAGAGUCAAGCCCACAGUACCGACUGCGCAUCGCCAUGGAGAAUGACGAUGGGCGCACAGAAGAGGAAAAGCACAGCUCUGUACAAAGACAGGUGUCAGGGAGGGACAGCCCCAGCCUGGCAUCCAGAGAGGGCAAGUACAUACCACUUCCCCAGCGUGUCAGAGAAGGCUCACGAGGAGGUGUUCGCUGCAGCAGCUCCCGUGGUGGGAGACCAGGCAUGGGCUCUUUACCACCCCGUGGAAGUGCACAUCAUCUGGAUAGCAACACGGGCUCCAUUCCAGAGCAACGAGGCAUCAAUGGAGGUCCAUCCAGAAUGUCUCCAAAGUCUCAGCGUCCCCUUCGAGUGGCUAAGAGCAUGUCUUCCCCCUCCAGCCGCCCCAUGGAAGUCUCUGCUGCAUCGCCUACAGCAGGCCGUCUUUAUGCUCAACGUUCUCCAAAGUCUGCUGCAGCUGUGCCAGUCUCCUCCCAGGAUCCCCCAGUGGGAUCAGCUGUUCCUGCAGCUCCUGCAUCACCCUCUGAAUCAAGACCUACCAUGGAGUCCAGUGCUUCCCCAACCCCACCUUCGCCUAAGGUUCCAGCAUCUGCCCCUGUAGUUGCUGUAGAGGUUAAAGAGGUGCCUAGCUCUGCCACCAAAGAACCUAGCAGGACCUUGGAGGUGAUGGGGCCCUCAGACCUGGUUAAGCAAGCCAGCAAAGGACUCCAAAAUGAACAGAAGAGGAAUCAGCUGGAGGAGCUGCGCAAGUUUGGCGCUCAGUUCAAGCUGCAGCCCAGUUCCUCCCCAGAGGCCGCACUGGACCCUUUCCGGUCCAAGGAGCCUCUUGAAGGAAAGGUGAAGGACAAGCCUCCAGAGGCAUUGGUAGGGGGAGGAGGCACGUGUGAAGUACCUGAGGAAUCCCUCAAGCCCAGCCUAGAGCUGUCCGAGGGCAACAGUAAGGAGGAGAAAGGGCCCUGUGAAGGCAUGGAACGUCAGACCCAGACUGCCAGCCCUCUGGGCAAAGGUGACACAGAUGACAAAGAGGAUGGCCCUGUCUCAGAACAGGUGAAGAAGUCGACACUGAACCCUAACGCGAAGGAAUUCAACCCCUCAAAGACUCUCCUGUCUGUGAACAAGUCGACAAGUACGCCCACAUCGCCAGGACCCCGCACCCAUGCGACACCCUCCAUCCCCGUGAUCACACCAGGGCAAAGCGGCAUGUACAGCACACAGUACAUCUCCUACAUCCCGCAGAUCCACAUGAGCCCAGCCGUACAGGCACCCCAGAUGUACCCUUACCCAGUUUCCAACUCUGUGCCUGGACAGCAGGGCAAAUAUCGAGGAGCCAAAGGCUCUCUGCCCCCACAGCGUUCGGACCAACACCAGCCAACUUCAGCGCCUCCCAUUAUGCAGGCGGCGGCAGCUGCAGGACCUCCUCUGGUGGCUGCCACUCCUUAUUCCUCGUACAUCUCCUACAACCCUCAGCAGUUCACAGGGCAGCCCACCAUGAUGCAGCCCAUGGCGCACUACCCCUCGCAGCCGGUCUUUGCUCCCAUGCUGCAAAGCAAUCCACGUAUGAUGACGUCUGGCAGCCACCCCCAGGCCAUUGUCUCAUCGUCCACUUCCCAGUACCCCCCAGCAGAGCAGCCGACGCCCCAGACUCUCUAUGCCACAGUGCAUCAGUCGUAUCCACACCAUGCCACACAGCUGCAUCCGCAUCAGCCUCAACCAGCUACCACACCCACGGGCAACCAGCAGCAAGCGCAACAUGCCGCCCCCAGCCCUGUGCAGCACCAGGCUGGACAGCCACCUCAUUUGGCCAGUGCCCAGCAGCAGCAGAACCUGUACCACACAGCUACACUGACAGCUACACCACCCUCCCUAACGCCAGGGCCCAGUGCUCAGUCUCCGCAAAGCAGCUUUCCCCAACAAGCCGUCUAUGCCAUCCAUGCCCACCAGCAGCUGCAGCACGGCUACACCAAUAUGGCCCAUGUCACCCAGGCCCAUGUCCAGACUGGAAUUGCAGCUGCCCCACCACCUCACCCUGGAGCUCCACAGGUCAUGCUGCUGCAUCCCCCGCAGACCCAUGGUGGACCCCCCCAGGGAGGUGUGCCCCAGAGUGGUGUACCCACCCUCUCAGCAUCCACACCCUCCCCCUACACUUAUUUAGGGCACCACCAAGUUCAGUCUCAUCCCUCCCAGCAACUUCAAUUCCACCCCCCUGGGAACUGAUGUCGACGAUUCUUCCUGUGACAUGAGAAUCAUAGCCAGCCUUGGCUCUGUUGCUGGCCCCAAGCCUGGGUCCGCCCUCAUGCCCAUGGCAGAGACCCCUGGAGGGGUGUAGUCUGGCCCGAUCCGGACUCCCCUCGCCAAGCACCUUCCUUUCCGUUGGUUUAGUGAAGCCCGCACCGGGCGCUGUCAGCCAGCGGGACGGAGCAGGGCCCCUUCCCCUUGCCCGGAGAAGGGCAGGGUUACUUUUCUGUUAUUUAUGACUCCAAAUGGGCUCCUAGAGCAAACGCCACUUUCCCACAUUAACUUGACAAGGACAUGACCAUAUGGACAAACCUUGACUUUUUAUUAAGUAAAAAUAUUUAAAAAGUUAAAAAAAAAACCAAUAAAAUUUUAAACUAACUAAUGUUGGGCUUGGGUGACUGUGUGGAGGGGAAGACCAAUUUCUAACCAGUAAUCCUUGUUGGAUGGGGGUGGGGUGUUGGGUGGUUCCCAGAACAUCUCUCAUCCAGACUUGAGAGACUCUUUGCAAGGAAAGGUUAAUGGAUUGACAGCCCAUUCAUCUUCAUUCCCCCUGCCCUCCUCCCUCUGGAAAUGGCUAAUCUCCAAGGGGUGGCAAUAGAAGAGACCCUAAAGCAGUACGUCUCAGUGCUGGGAUCACUAAUGUGAAAGCAGUACACACCAUGGCCAGUGUUACUUUUUACCUGAAUAAUACAUGUUUAAUUGUUUUUUACUGGAA